AGUACGCAUUCUAUUACCGAUAAAACAUUUUUCACUAGGAAGCUUAGAAACAAAAAGCAACUCGGUCAUGAAAGGAUCAAAGCUGUCGGCCCUGUCGUUAUGUGAAUAUCGAAUACAUUUCUCUGAGAUCUCGAGGAAGCAAACGAACGGUCGAAUCUUUCGAAGUGCUUGCAAGAAUCGAUUUUAAUAAUAUUGGGAAACGAAAAUGUAUAAAAUACAAUUUAGUCUUUUGUGUAAAAGAUUAGAUUAUUGGUCGUCGAAUCUUUCGAAGCCGAUGAAUACAUUUCCCGACGAAUACUGAACGCUUCGUGAUGACCGGCUGUAUCUACACGACCAUAUGUUGCAGAAACGAUAUUUUUUUAUCUUGCAUGUGUUUUCGAGAAGACUCGAAGUUGUAUGUAGAACGUUUUGUGAAUACGGAAUAUGGUAUACCUUUUUUAGCAACAAGAAUUUGAUUCUUGAACGUGAUCUGCGAACGCUCGCGCUCACGAUUUUGUACUUUUCGACGACGAAGGUCGAGCGAUCUAAGAAUGACUAGUUUAUCAGAAAAAUGCACAAGCGAUAUCGCGAUAUAAUUGUGACAUAAUCUUUUGAGUUUCAAGUUUAGAAGUAAAUAUCAAUUGAAUGUGACAGAUUAAACGCGCGUGUUAGUGAUUUAGAUAUGCCGUAUUCGUACAUUUAGGUAAAGUGAAAUGCACGCUAGAAACUAAAUCGCAAAUCUUUCGUUAUUCGAAAAUCAGCAGUACAAUACGACCCCCCUCCAAUUUUAUGUGACUCAAUUGAUUUUCUGUAUUCUUAGUUAAGUCGCGUUAUUUAAUUUGCAGUGAUGAUGUUCGACGUAUUUUUCAUAAGCAAUUAUUUUAUAAUAUUGUGUAUGUAUUGUCAUAUGCAUAAUAAUAAUCGUAUUAUGUAUGCUGUAGUGACGUUGAUAACUUCUUAGCGUCGUCGGGCACUCGAUUCUUUUUCGAUCGACAUCUUUUCGAAGUUUGCUGUUGCCCUUUCGUGAAACUUUAAUUAUGGGUGAUUUAUACGCUACGAAAUAAAGGGUUUUGUAAAUUCAUACUUACAACGACGUAUUUAAUUUCUAGAAAUUUUUUUUUCGCAUAACAAAUUCGCACCCGCGCGCACGAAGCUGUUUCCAGUUCAUUUCUGUAUGCGAAACCGUAAGCGUCCAAAACCAUAUUUGUAAUGAGUUGAUUAUUUCAGAUGGAGAAACAGUUUAUACCAAAUUUUUUCAUUUUACAUGUUAACUAAAUUAUCUUCUCAUCUCUUGACUGUCAGUUUAUGUAAUCGCAAAUAACGUAAAUUAACUGCUUAGAAACUUAUUGCUUAAAAUAUUUGUUUGACUGUGUCACCGUAUAACUUUGCGUGACACAAUUCUUAUAAUUUUAUCUUGUAUUUUAUUCUGUUCGAUAAAAUUUGAACUCUAGACAAUUUCAGAGCUAUAGAUAAAGCGCACGGACCAAAAGAUGGGAUUAACCUUUCCAUCUCGCGAUUAUACAAGAUUGAGAUAAUGUUGAAAGUAAGAGAAUGCAUCAAACGAACUUCUCUAUAUUGGACAAUGAGCCAAUUAACGAGGCGCACGAUAGCAAUGUAAAGGUCUUCGUGCGAAUUUUACCGCUCGAGAAACCGUGCGAAUCUUGUGCAAAGAUCAGUAAGGACGAUAAGAUGAUAUACGUGAGAUGUUUACAAGAUAUGCGUAGAGAUGCACAGUCAACGUGUCCCGUUUAUUGGGCCUUCCACGUUGACGGGAUAUUUCACGAGACGUCCCAGGAUAAAGUGUAUUGCACUACUGCGAAAGACCUCGUAAAAAAGUACUGAUUGAUAUUUAAAAACAGUGAUGGCAAUAUUCCACUCUACGGUAUAAUUAAUUAACUUGAAAUGCUGUUUACUAAGUUGAAAACGGUAUUGAGGGUCUUUUUCUAAAUUAAUAAUUUAAUUAAGCGUCCGUCAUAUGUGGCGAAAUAUUAAUUUUAUUAUAUUGUUAUAUUGAUAAUAUGUGCAGAGGAUAGAAUAAUAAGAGUUUAUUAAGUUCAGCAUUGAAAAUAACGAAGGAGAUUUAAAAAUAUCUUUUCAUCGUAAUCGAAACAUUUUAAGUUAAUGAUUUGCACGAUUCUGUGUCUUGCUAAAAAGUGUAUAAUUAUAUUGUCGAUAACAAUGGGUAAUUAGCGAUACUUGACUGCUAUCGCUGAUAUGAUAUGGAACAUUAUGCGACAUAAAAAGAACAAGACAUAUACAACAAGGAAACAAUUUAAAGAGUUUUAGAUGGCGUAAAUUGCGUACUGAUCGGCUACGGGCAAACCGGAUCCGGAAAGAGUUUCACGAUCGGCGGCUACAAAAAUAAUUGGGAAGUACGCUUCCAUAUCUCGCAUCAUCUUAUUCGCACUUAACAGUUUAAUCAAUUAUUUAUUAUUUGAUUGCUUCACUCGUUGACUUAGCAUAGAGGGAUAGUCCCGCGACUCUUAUCCGAUAUGUUUACGGAGAAGGCGAAUCGAAGAAAAAUCAGUGAUAUACGCUAUCGUCUAAGCUUCAUCGAGCUGAGUGGUAAAAAUGUAAUCGAUCUCCUCACGCAAAAACGGAGAACCGUUAACGUCAACGAGCGUAGUGU
Vollenhovia emeryi is the source of this 2608-nucleotide messenger RNA. RefSeq names its product kinesin-like protein KIF9. Gene Ontology annotation, biological process: microtubule-based movement. The transcript is spliced from 2 exons. The record is from RefSeq and is a predicted model, not a curated record. Lineage: Eukaryota; Metazoa; Arthropoda; Insecta; Hymenoptera; Formicidae. Bases 1531 to 1821 code for a protein of 96 amino acids. Gene Ontology annotation, molecular function: microtubule binding; microtubule motor activity; ATP binding.